This is a messenger RNA of Sitodiplosis mosellana (orange wheat blossom midge), 1125 nucleotides long. It is a transcript of the gene RFeSP, whose product is annotated as cytochrome b-c1 complex subunit Rieske, mitochondrial. Gene Ontology annotation, molecular function: quinol-cytochrome-c reductase activity; 2 iron, 2 sulfur cluster binding. The record is from RefSeq and is a predicted model, not a curated record. The transcript has 4 exons. Gene Ontology annotation, cellular component: membrane. Lineage: Eukaryota; Metazoa; Arthropoda; Insecta; Diptera; Cecidomyiidae. Gene Ontology annotation, biological process: mitochondrial electron transport, ubiquinol to cytochrome c. The coding region runs from base 148 to 945 and encodes 265 amino acids.
GUAACCAACUUAACGGAGGUUGGUCGUGACUUUUUUUCACUCAUUCGUAAGACGUAUAAGUCACAAGAACAUCCCCAAUAAAAUCGGUGAAUAAUUGAAUUUUUGUCAGUGAAAACUUUGAUUUAAUCAAUUUCUCAGUUAGCAAACAUGAAUGUGAUUACAAAGUCGGGUAAUUUAGCACCAUACUUGCGUGGUACAACGCAAGUGGUUGCCAACAAUGUGAAAAUUUCAACACCCGUGAAUGCAGCAGGUGAGCUCUCGGUUCCAAAAACAUUCGACAUCAUUAAAACCAAAUCAAAUAACUCGCUUGCAGCUCAAACUGUUGUCGUUGGUUCUGCGAGUCAAGUGCGACUUUACUCAACUUCGCAUCGUGAUGUUAAAGUGCCAUCUUUCGAUGCUUACCGAUGGGAUCACAAGAAAGACGCAACCCGUGCCACCAACAAUGAAAAGCAAAUGAGCUACCAUUACCUUAUCACUGGAGGUUUGUGGGCAACUAGUUUGUACGCCGGUAAAAGCUCAGUACGCAGUCUUUGCGAAUACAUGGGUGCUGCCCGAGAUGCUCUCAGUAUGGGUUCCAUUGAAAUUAAAUUGGGUGACAUCCCCGAAGGAAAAUCGGUCACAUUCACAUGGCGUGGUAAACCAUUGUUUGUGCGUCACCGUGUCGACGCCGAAGUUGCCAAAGAAGAGGCCGUACCAUUGAGCGAAUUGAGAGAUCCACAAACUGAUUCAGAGCGUGUCAAGGAUCCAAAAUGGUUGAUUGUUGUCGGCGUGUGCACUCAUUUGGGUUGCGUACCAAUUGCAAACGCUGGUGAUUUCGGUGGUUAUUAUUGCCCGUGCCACGGUUCACAUUACGAUGCAUCAGGUCGUAUUCGCAAAGGUCCAGCUCCACUUAAUCUAGAGGUUCCCGAAUAUCAAUUCAAAGGAGACCUUGUCCUUGUCGGUUAAACAUACAAAUUAUACACAUAAUAAUUAUCCAAACCAAAAUGAUAACUAUUACCAUUUGCUGCGUUUGUCCCAAUAUAAAAUCUUAAUAAAUUGUAAAGAACAAAUUGACAAGUAAGACCAUAUUUAUCUGAACUAUUUGGAGCGUACGGUAGACCGAAUUAAAUGGAUUUUUCAAUUUAA